Molecule: messenger RNA, 4055 nt
Organism: Triticum urartu
Lineage: Eukaryota; Viridiplantae; Streptophyta; Magnoliopsida; Poales; Poaceae
Source: RefSeq, a predicted model, not a curated record
GCCAUCUGAAAGGAGAGCAAGUCAAAAAAUGACAGGAGACCGGGUAGUCCACCGCCGCCCCUGACCACACUCUCCCCGAUCCGAUCCGCCGGCGAUGGCCGCCCCUCACCGUGCUUUCCCCGAUCCGCCGCCGAUGGCCGCCUUCCGUUCUGGCCGACACGCUGCCCACCUCCGCCUGGCCGUACCACCGCGGCUCGCCGCCCACCCUUCCUUCCGCUUCCCCACCACGCCCCUCCCCCCCCCAUCCAAGACGCGCCUCCCCGCCGCCGGCGCCGCUUCUCCCUACGCCGCCGCGCUCCUGCGCAUCCUCGCGCUCCACUCCCUCUUCCUUCUCGCGCCCGCCGCCCGAGCGCUCCCCUCCCUGCCCCACCUCAUCCUGCUUCCGCCGGUCCUCGCCAUCAUCUCCGCCGUCGCCAUCCUCCUCAUCCCCUCCAAGAGCCAACCCCACCCCUUCCCGGCGCUCCGCCACCUCUUCCGUCCCUCCCUCCUGCUAGCGGCGUCCCUUCUCCUCCGACUCGCCUCCCUCCACCUCAUCACCGACCCCGGUCUCAUCGUCCUCGCAGAUUCCGCCGGCGCGUUGCUCGCCCGCGCCCUCAACCGUCCCUCCCGCCGCCGCGUGAUCUCCGUCGCUGCCGCCUCCGUUUCGCUCGCGGCCGCAUCACCUUCCCACUCCGUGCUUCUUCUCGUGCUCCCCUUUGCUUCCGGCCUCCUCUCCUCGGUCGAGCACUCUGUAUCUGCGCGACAUGUCACCCGCAGCCGCCACGCCCGUGCGGCCGUUUUUGCCCUCGCCGCCACCUUCCUCUCGGCGCCGGCACUUGCGGGCCUCUUCUUUCUUGGUGGCACUGACACCAGCGAUGGUGUCCCGAUUGGCCAGCUCUGGUGGCUGCUCCUUAAUGCCGCUGUCUUUGGCAUGGCCUUGGGGCGACGGCAAGCCUACGACAGCAGUAGCAGUAGCAGCAGACCAAGCAUGAAUUUUGCAAUGACCUUUGUGUGCACUAUUGUUCUGGAGCUGGUGUACUACCCAAAGCUGUCGUUGCCGGGCUUCUUAAUUUGUGGGUUCGUCUUGUGGAUCGCCAGCAGGGAGCUGACUUCUUCAGGAUAUGUUGAGCUUGGGAGCACUGACGAGUCGGUGUAUGAGGCUGUCAUGGGGCCAGUCCGGCAUAUCCUUAGUGAACGCAAAUCCAGGAAGAUUGCUGCUUUUCUGUUGAUCAACACAGCUUACAUGUUUGUUGAGUUCGCCAGCGGUUUCAUGAGCGAUAGCCUUGGGCUGCUCUCUGACGCUUGCCAUAUGUUGUUUGAUUGUGCUGCUCUGGCAAUUGGGCUAUAUGCAUCGUACAUUGCGAGGCUACCUGCAAAUGGAUUGUAUAACUAUGGAAGGGGCAGGUUCGAGGUGCUAUCUGGGUAUGUUAAUGCAGUGUUCUUGGUGCUUGUUGGGGCCCUGAUUGUGUUGGAGUCGUUUGAGAGGAUACUCGAGCCUCGGGAGAUAUCAACAAGUAGCCUUUUGGCAGUUUCUGUUGGUGGACUUAUUGUAAAUAUCAUUGGAUUGGUUUUCUUUCAUGAGGAGCACCAUCAUGCGCAUGGCGGUAGCUGUUCCCACUCUCAUUCACAUUCUCAUAAUCAUGGUCAUGAAGAUCACCAUCACCAUCAUGAUCAUGUUCAUGAAGAUCACCAUCACCAUCAUGAUCAUGUUCAUCAGACUGCUGAUCACGAGAAGACAUGUUCCAGUCAUCAUGGAGACACAAAUAAGAGCCAUCAUCAGAAUCACCAACAUGAUAGCAACAAUGCAGAGAAUCAUCAUCAACAUAACCAUGGCUGUAGCCACAAGCAUGGUCACAAUGGCCACAUGGAACAUCACCAGCAGGGUGUAGAUCAGGCUCAUCAAGAUUGCAGCAGCAUCAGCAGCGAGCAAGGACUUCUUGAGAUUCCACUGAUAAAUGUUCACUCUCAUGGCGCAGAAUCUCAGUCUUGUAAUGGAGAAGUUGAAUCGCCAGAAAUCGGAAACCAUGGCAAGACAGCAAGUCGGCGUCACAUUGACCAUAACAUGGAAGGUAUCUUCUUACAUGUCCUAGCUGACACAAUGGGAAGUGUCGGUGUUGUGAUCUCGACCCUACUAAUCAAGUACAAGGGAUGGCUAAUAGCAGAUCCCAUUUGCUCUGUAUUCAUUUCAAUAAUGAUUGUGGCUUCUGUCCUUCCAUUGUUGAGAAAUUCUGCUGAAAUUUUGUUGCAAAGAGUUCCAAGGAGCCAUGAGAAGGACUUCGAAGCAGCACUGGAUGAUGUUAAGAAGAUUAAUGGUGUGAUUGGAGUCCAUAAUGUUCAUUUAUGGAACUUGACAAACACCGAUAUUGUAGGCACUUUUCAUCUUCAUAUAUCAGCCGGAGCUGACAAGUCUGUUAUAAGAGAAAGUGCUUCACGGAUAUUUCAAGAAGCUGGGGUUCAAGAUUUGACUAUCCAGAUCGAAUGUGUCGAAAGAUAGCAGUUGUUGGUAUAGCGACACUUGUUGGUAGUUUGAUAGGAUUUUGGCACAGGUCAAAUAUAUCUGUAGUGCUUAAUUCAGGAGCCAUCCUUUAUGUACCGCUGAAAGGAAAUUGCAUUAAAAUACAGGUUUGCAGCUUAAUCAUUUUGGUCUGAGCAACUUAAUAUUUAUAUGCUGUAUAUUGUCCAUGUUGCAUAUAGACUUCACAAAAGCUUUCCAAUCACAUGAUGAUAAGCAGUUCAAGCUUAAACAAGCAGAUUAAUGAAGAAAACAAAGAGCACAAUGCCAGCAGAAAAGAAAGGAAAUCAGAGAAUAACGCGAGUUCAUUACAUAUGACCAUAUAUAACCAGUUCAAACUUGAGCAAGCAAAUUAAUAGAGAAAGCAAGUUAGGUAGCAAUAAACGAGAAGUAAAGCCUCUAAAUUAAAGAGGUACACUGAAUAAUGCAAGCGCUGGCAUUGUUGGAGCAGAGCAACUGGAGCCUUAGUCCAGCUCAGAUAUAAUCCGUGUCGUGUGCAUCUUCGACAUUGAAUUGUAUCCAUUUCAUGCACCCUCUCGUAUUCAUGACCUGGUAUGUGCCUACAUAAUAUGGGUAUGUCUUUCUCCGUCAUCCCCACUGGCCACCACUGCCUUCGAUUGUGGCUGUGGAAGCAAUGAAGAAAUAUGUGGGAUCUAAAAUGAAGCAUGUCAAGAAUUAAUGAAAGAAAGCAUCAGAUGGAUGAGUAUAGAUACUCCAGAUCAAUCCUUUUUUGUUUAUCAUCGUAAACAUCAUAAUAGUCAUCAUCAUCCUCAUCAUUGGCGUCUUGAUUUGGAGACUGAGAUGCCAAGAAGAGCAACAAGACCUUGUUGCUUGCAUCCUCGUAUCUUUUGGCAGGGAGUUAAUUAUCGUUUGGCGGCGAAAAGACUGAUGAAAGCAUACAGGAUAGUAUGCAGAACACAUUCCCUUCAGUUCUUGAAUCAGAGUGCAGCAGUGAAGAACAAGAUGCUUUUUUGGUUGAUGAAUUGGUCCGAAUAGAUUGAGAGGCCGCGACUAUCAGAUGUGUGCGGACAAGCUGAGAUGGAGGAAAGAGUUCGGCGUGAACAUGAUCCUUGAGGCGAUCACGCUGACCUACAGCAAUGCUGCAGUUGUUGCAAUCUUUGCUUAAUGUCUACUCCCUCUCCCAUAAUAUAAGAGCGUUUUUUACACUAGUUAUAUUAUGGGACGAGGGAGUAACAUUCAACUGAGUUCAUGUGGACAGGUUUUUUGGGUUUUACCGCCCCCUGGCGACACAAGCUCGUCCUCCUCUGCGCCGCCCCUGGUAACAAGUCCCGCCUGUGCUUCAGCGGCUGCCACUCCGUCACUCCCUCUCCCUGUUUGUCUUCUUGGUGCCCGCCAGUUGGUCGAGGAGGCAGCAGUACGAGAUGUUAUUGAUCGCUGGUCUGUUACCAGUUUGCAUGUACCAUGCUGCUAGCAUAUAACGUAUUUAUGCAUCUAUCCAAGGAAUCCUGUACCUUCCAGAUUUUCUCAUAUAUUUGCACAGUACAGAUUUUAUUGUUGUGUUGUUGAAAUAAACGAUCAUGGCAACACAUGAAUUCGAUGACUA